Molecule: messenger RNA, 395 nt
Organism: Volvox carteri f. nagariensis
Lineage: Eukaryota; Viridiplantae; Chlorophyta; Chlorophyceae; Chlamydomonadales; Volvocaceae
Exons: 3
Coding region: 1-351 (116 amino acids)
Source: RefSeq, a predicted model, not a curated record
AUGGCACUGACCAACGUGCGCUACCCGGUCUACGAGCCCACCUCCGAUUGCGUGCUGUUCGUGAAGGGGUACGCGGUGUGCUCACUGGACAGCAACAAUGUCAUGGAUCUGGUCGCAGGCAACAUAUACACGCAGCAGGAGACCGUUUGCAGUGGUGAUGGGUAUCGGGGGGAGGCACGCUUUUCGGCCAUCACCGCCCUGGCACCCGACGGCAAGGGCAGUGUGUACAUCGCGGAAGCCGAGCGCAUGCGCAAAGUGGACCUCCUAAGCGGCCAGAAUGAUGAGCACUUUAGACGACCAGCAAUCCACUUUGAGAUCAGACAGAAGAGCCAGACGGAGAUCAUCUACUAACACGUCAUGAUAGACCGACCCACGGGACUUGACUAUCUUAUUCC